Molecule: messenger RNA, 2208 nt
Organism: Haliotis rufescens (red abalone)
Lineage: Eukaryota; Metazoa; Mollusca; Gastropoda; Lepetellida; Haliotidae
Product: extensin-2-like
Exons: 1
Coding region: 1-2208 (735 amino acids)
Source: RefSeq, a predicted model, not a curated record
AUGCCUGUACCAGCCCUCUCCGUACCACUGCCACAAGCCCUCUCCCAUGCCUGUACCAGCCCUCUCCGUACCACUGCCACAAGCCCUCCUGCAUACCUGUACCAGCCCUCUCCCUACCACUGCCACAAGCCCUCUUCCUACCACUGCCACAAGCCCUCUUCCUACCACUGCCACAAGCCCUCUCCGUACCACUGCCACAAGCCCUCUUCCUACCACUGCCACAAGCCCUCUCCCUACCACUGCCACAAGCCCUCUCCCUACCACUGCCACAAGCCCUCUCCCUACCACUGCCACAAGCCCUCUCCCUACAACUGCCACAAGCCCUCUCCCUACCACUGCCACAAGCCCUCUCCCUACCACUGCCACAAGCCCGCUCCCUACCACUGCCACAAGCCCUCUCCCUACCACUGCCACAAGCCCUCUCCCUACCACUGCCACAAGCCCUCUCCGUACCACUGCCACAAGCCCUCUCCGUACCACUGCCACAAGCCCUCUCCGUACCACUGCCACAAGCCCUGUCCCUACCACUGCCACAAGCCCUCUCCCUACCACUGCCACAAGUCCUCUCCCUACCACUGCCACAAGCCCUCUCCGUACCACUGCCACAAGCCCUGUCCCUACCACUGCCACAAGCCCUCUCCCUACCACUGCCACAAGCCCUCUCCGUACCACUGCCACAAGCCCUCUCCCUACCACUGUCACAAGCCCUCUCCCUACCACUGCCACAAGCCCUCUCCCUACCACUGCCACAAGCCCUCUCCCUACCACUGCCACAAGCCCUCUCCGUACCACUGCCACAAACCCUCUCCCUACCACUGCCACAAGCCCUCUCCGUACCACUGCCACAAGCCCUCUCCGUACCACUGCCAAAAGCCCUCUCCCUACCACUGCCACAAGCCCUGUCCCUACCACUGCCACAAGCCCUCUCCCUACCACUGCCACAAGUCCUCUCCCUACCACUGCCACAAGCCCUCUCCGUACCACUGCCACAAGCCCUGUCCCUACCACUGCCACAAGCCCUCUCCCUACCACUGCCACAAGCCCUGUCCCUACCACUGCCACAAGCCCUCUCCCUACCACUGCCACAAGUCCUCUCCCUACCACUGCCACAAGCCCUCUCCGUACCACUGCCACAAGCCCUGUCCCUACCACUGCCACAAGCCCUCUCCCUACCACUGCCACAAGCCCUCUCCGUACCACUGCCACAAGCCCUCUCCGUACCACUGCCACAAGCCCUCUCCGUACCACUGCCACAAGCCCUCUCCCUACCACUGCCACAAGCCCUGUCCCUACCACUGCCACAAGCCCUCUCCCUACCACUGCCACAAGCCCUCUCCGUACCACUGCCACAAGCCCUCUCCCUACCACUGCCACAAGCCCUCUCCCUACCACUGCCACAAACCCUCUCCGUACCACUGCCACAAGCCCUGUCCCUACCACUGCCACAAGCCCUCUCCCUACCACUGCCACAAGUCCUCUCCCUACCACUGCCACAAGCCCUCUCCGUACCACUGCCACAAGCCCUGUCCCUACCACUGCCACAAGCCCUCUCCCUACCACUGCCACAAGCCCUCUCCGUACCACUGCCACAAGCCCUCUCCCUACCACUGUCACAAGCCCUCUCCCUACCACUGCCACAAACCCUCUCCCUACCACUGCCACAAGCCCUCUCCCUACCACUGCCACAAGCCCUCUCCGUACCACUGCCACAAACCCUCUCCCUACCACUGCCACAAGCCCUCUCCGUACCACUGCCACAAGCCCUCUCCGUACCACUGCCACAAGCCCUCUCCCUACCACUGCCACAAGCCCUGUCCCUACCACUGCCACAAGCCCUCUCCCUACCACUGCCACAAGCCCUCUCCGUACCACUGCCACAAGCCCUCUCCCUACCACUGCCACAAGCCCUCUCCCUACCACUGCCACAAACCCUCUCCGUACCACUGCCACAAGCCCUGUCCCCUGUCCCUACCACUGCCAACUGCCAUAAGUCCUCUCCCUAACCCUGCCACUAGUCCUCUCUUACUACUGCCACAAGCCCUCUCCCUACCACUGCCACAAGCCCUCUCCCUACCACUGCCACAAGUCCUCUCCCUACCACUGCCACAAGCCCUCUCCGUACCACUGCCACAAGCCCUGUCCCUACCACUGCCACAAGCCCUGUCCCCUGUCCCUACCACUGCCAACUGCCAUAAGUCCUCUCCCUAA